AUGAAGCAACAGGGAGCUUGGACGAGGUGGGAGAAUGCGGUUGAAAGGAAAGUGACCUGGGCUGAGCUUUGGAAAGCCGAGCCUCACCGCAUCAAAUUCCUCAUCCAGGCAGUGUAUGACGUGCUUCCAAGCCCGUCAAAUCUGCACAUAUGGGGCAUAGCAGAGACACCAGCAUGCCCACUGUGUUCCAAGCGAGGAACCCUGGAACACAUCCUCAGUUGCUGUACAAGGGCACUUGGAGAUGGUCGGUACAGGUGGAGGCAUGACCAAGUUCUCAAGACCAUUGCUGAAGCCAUCAGCGAAGGACUGGCGUGGGCAAAGCAGUUCCAACCCUCCAAGAAAACCAUCGCCUUUGUCAGAGCUGGGGACAAGCCAACUCCUGCCAGAAGAACAUCAUCUGCAGGCAUCCUGACGUCUGCAAGAGACUGGCAGUUGUUGGUGGACCUUGAACAUCAGCUGAAGUUCCCCAGCCAUAUUGCAGUCACCACCCUGCGACCAGACAUUGUCCUUGUGUCUGAGUCCACCAAGCAAGCAGUGCUGCUGGAGCUGACAGUCCCGUGGGAAGAUCGCUUGGAAGAAGCCUUUGAGAGGAAGCUCUCCAAGUACGCAGGACUGGUCAGUGACUGCCAGCUGGCUGGCUGGAGAGCAAGGUGUUUCCCUGUGGAGGUUGGAUGCAGAGGAUUUGCAGCCCGUUCCUUGGCCAGAGCCUUCAGUAGUUUAGGCAUCGAGGGCUCGGCGGCGUCCCCCUCGGCGUCCCCGCGCGUCCUCUCGGAGGAGCAGUUCCAGUGCUCCAUCUGCCUGGAGGUGUUCGUGGAGCCCGUGUCCACGCCGUGCGGCCACAGCUUCUGCAAGGCCUGCCUGCAGGGCUACUGGGACCACAGCAAGAAGUUCACCUGCCCCAUGUGCAAGAAGAGCUACGUCAAGCGGCCCGAACUGUCCAUCAACCGCGUGCUGGCCGAGAUCGCCACCCAGUUCCAGGGCCUGUCCGUGCUGGAGGUGGGGGGGGCCCCCGUGGGCAAGACGAAAGGUGGAGAUUUCGCCCUGGAGGGGGACAUCGUGUGUGACGCCUGCAUCGGGAGGAAGCUCAAGGCUCUGAAGUCGUGUCUGAGCUGCCCGGGCUCGUUCUGCGAGACGCACCUGCGUCCGCACCGGAAGGUGAAGACGCUGCAGUCCCACCGGAUCGUGCCCGCCGUGGCUCACCUGGAGGACAAGCUGUGCCGCAAGCAUGAGCGCCUCCUGGAGGUCUACUGCCGCAACGACCACAUCUGCAUUUGCCCCGACUGCGCCAACACCAACCACAGGACCCACGACAUCGUCUCCACCGAGAGAGAGUGGAAGAAGAAGAUGAGUCAGGUGACCAAGAGACGAACAGAGAUCAAACACCUCAUCAAGGAGCGGGCCAAGAAGCUGGACGAGAUCAAACAGUCCAUCAAGGUCAUCAAGUCCACAUCCCAGAAGGAGCUGGAGGAGAGCUGGCAGGUGUACGCGGAGCUGCAGAAGGUUCUGGAGAGGUGCCAGGCCGAGCUGGUGGAGCUGAUCUCCUCGCGGCAGAAGCAGGCGGAGGACCAGGCCAAGGAGCUGGCCCAGGGGCUGGAGCAGGAGCUCAACCUCCUCAAGAGACGCAGCAACGAGUUGGAGACCCUCGCGCACACACAGGACAAAGUCAUCUUCUUACAGUUGCUUCCUACAUUGCCUCCACCCCCUGAGCCUUCUGAUUGGUCAGCAGUGUCCGUGAACACAGACCUGUACUUGGGCACAAUCAGGAAGUCAGUCGACUCCCUGGUGAACAAGUUCCAGGACGAGCUCAAAAGGUUGCAUGGCAAAGAACUUGGGAAGCUCCAGAACUAUGCAAAUGAAGUGCUCCUGGACCCCGUCACCGCCCAGCGCAACCUGACCGUGUCCGAGGACGGGCGCCAGGUGCGCUACGAGGAGCACCGCAGCACCCACAGCUCGGACAGCCCCCGGCGCUUCAGCCCGGCCCUCUUUGUCCUGGGCCGCGAGGGAAUGGCGUCCGGCCGCCACUACUGGGAGGUGGACGUGGGCCGUAAGACAGCCUGGACUCUGGGGGUGGCUCGCUCUUCCGCCCGACGCAAGGGCGAGAUCAGGCUGAGCCCGGAGGGCGGGUUCUGGUGCCUCUGGCUGAAGGAAGGUCAGGUGAAGGCCCUGGCCACCAACCGGGUCACCCUGGAGAUCCAGGCUCCCCCGCAGAAGGUCGGGAUCUUCCUGGACCACGAGGUGGGGAUGGUGUCGUUCUACGACGCCAGGGCGCAAACGCACCUGCACACGUUCCACAGCUCCUUCGACGGGGAGAACCUGCACCCCAUCUUCAGCCCUUGCCCCAACCAGGACGGGAAGAACGGAGCACCUCUGGCCCUGACCGCAGUCAAGCAUGGAUGAGUCUGAAACACUGGAUUCUUCCUGGGUGGAGGGACUAUUCCAUAUAUUGAAUGACAAACUCAAUGUGCACUCUUUGGAUAUGGACUUUGGGAUCUUGACACACUGUCAUACCUACAGAGAACACUAGUGCUGACAGAUUAUAAACUACACUUGCAUUUAUCCCUAGCAUCAAUACUGGUAAUGUGGGAGAUGGGCUUUCGAAGGUGGUAAUAUUAGGUGAAUAUGAGCAUCUAAUAACACAAUGUUUUUGUCCUAAAAUGGCUCUCACUACUGUAAAUACUUUAAACUCACUGCAGUCAUUACCAAAAAUCAAGACCUGUAUUCAUAAUAUGGUGACGGGCUAUGAACUUACUGUGUGCAAUGAUUCGCCAUGAUGUUCUGUGACCUUUCGUGUGACCUCUACAGUACUGUUUAGGUGUGAGGAUCACAAUCACAUGACUAUUACACUAUAACAUGAAUCACAUGACUAUUACACUAUAACAUCAAUCACAUGACUAUUACACUAUAACAUCAAUUAACAUCAAUAACAUUAACAUCUGGCAAACCUUACUGAAUCACAAAAUCUUAAUUAGCAUACAAAAUUGUGUAUAUUUUAUUGAAUUAUCUUUUUUUUCAGAUAUUAUAUUGUUGUGUUGUGAAAGUACAAUGCUGUAUUUAAUAAGGGCUAUACUAGACUGGAUUGUACUGAACUUUUUUCCAUUUAUUAAAAUAAACGUUUCCAUGAAGAAGAAAAAUCAAAAAA
Clupea harengus (Atlantic herring) is the source of this 3139-nucleotide messenger RNA. RefSeq names its product bloodthirsty-related gene family, member 12 (gene btr12). The transcript has 9 exons. NCBI's taxonomy places the organism in Eukaryota, Metazoa, Chordata, Actinopteri, Clupeiformes, Clupeidae. Gene Ontology annotation, molecular function: zinc ion binding; protein binding. The record is from RefSeq and is a predicted model, not a curated record. The coding region runs from base 1 to 2397 and encodes 798 amino acids.